Molecule: messenger RNA, 19056 nt
Organism: Salvelinus fontinalis (brook trout)
Lineage: Eukaryota; Metazoa; Chordata; Actinopteri; Salmoniformes; Salmonidae
Product: AP-4 complex accessory subunit RUSC2-like
Exons: 14
Coding region: 827-6409 (1860 amino acids)
Cellular component (GO): cytoplasmic vesicle
Molecular function (GO): protein binding
Source: RefSeq, a predicted model, not a curated record
CUAGAGCGCAUUUAUAGCCUACAUGAUGAGAUUACAUGAUGAUAUUUAAACGGCAGCCAAGUAUCGAUGGUAAUUAAUGGUAAUUAUAUCAACAUUUGUGAAUACAAGCGUUUCCACCUACAUUUCACGCAUAAUUAAUUUUACCGACACAAAAAAUAGCUCACCUUGUCUAUUUGGAAAGUUUACCGCAAAAUGUUCUGUUUCCAUCAGGCCUGUCAUUACAAUGUUUUGUCCGACAUACCUAACUCGCAUAAGAAGGUUGGAUGGAAACCGGGUUAAUGUCGUAGAAGAAACCGCCCACGGUUGACCCCCACCUAACUGCGGGUCGCCCAAACGCGGGUAGCUAACCUCCAGAACGGCUGAGGUAUUUUACUUGAUCCUCCCGGUAUUGGACCUGACCGAAUCCCUAUGAGAGUGGGCUGAGCUGAAUCGGGGUUGACGUAAGAACGUACUGUAGGUCCAGCCCUGUUAUGCGCUGCUGCUGCGUUGUCGAGCGCUGGACGCGAGCAAAAAAAAAAAAACAUAUUCCAAGCGUCAAGGAUUAGGCCUAUUAUUCGCGUGAUUAUUGACAACAAAGGACAAUGUGGAUACUAUUGACAAGAUAAUAACAUCGUUGACAACCUGCUUAAACAUGUACCACUCGAACCACAUAGUGGAUUUCCUUGACCUCUCCUUCACCAUCCCAAUCCCUGGAGCCUUGGGCCUAGUAUCAAACCACUGAACCAACCCCCUGUCCUAUAUCCCUCCACAUAUCCUAUACCCCCACCCCAGCACUCGCACAGCCUUUUCCCCUACCCCCUGUCCAAACCCCCAUACCCAGAGGACCAUGGACAGCCCCCCCAAGCUGUCUGGCGAGACCCUGAUCGUUCAUCACAUCCCCCUGGUACACUGCCAGGUGACUGGGGGUCGGCAGGGCUACAGCGGAGGAGGAGGGGGGUCCCUGAGGAGAUCGAACCAACCAGAGAACCUGGGCCUGAGCCCCACCACCUCCCUCCCUGAGCGAGAUGUACUCCAGAGGGAAUCCCUGGUGUACAGCAGCCUCAUCCAGACCUCUACAGGAGGAGGGAGAGGAGGAGGAGGAGGAGGAGGAGGAAGAGGGGGAGGGGGAGGAGAGAGUGGAGGACACGGAGGAGAGAGAGGAGGAGGACGAGGGGGAGGAGAGAGUGGAGGACACGGAGGAGAGAGAGGAGAGAGAGGAGGAGGACGAGGAGUAGGAGAGGGAGGAGAAGGAGGGAGAGGAGGAGGAGGAAGAAGAGGGGGAGGAGAGAGUGGAGGACACGGAGGAGAGAGAGGAGGAGGACGAGGGGGAGGAGAGGGAGGAGAAGGAGGGAGAGGAGAAGUAGGAGGUGGCAGCACAGGUAGCGAUAAUUUGUCUGUGACGUCCAGUAACUCGGAGGACCAGGUGAUGGUGGCCAACACUCUGCCCAGGGUGAAACCAAGGGAACAGGCCAACAACCCUCUCCGGCUCCGCCACAAUCCUUUUCUGCUCAACACGGAGGAGGAUGAUGAUGAGGAGGAGGACGAGGACGAAGACGAUAGUGAUAAUCUCAACGGUUACCUGGAAGAUUCAUCCUUCCAUCUUCAUGGCAAUACAAACUCCGCCCUAGAUGAGGAGGGAGACGGGGUCACGCCCUUUCACCUCCACGACCUGGGGUUCACCACACACAAGCCCUUCCUGUUGCAAAGCACCCUGGGAAAGCACUCCUGGGGCUGCUCUGGGGAACGGGACUCCCUCAGGGAUGUUGCCUCCGAUCUCUCCGCCCACCUGGAGGGCCUAGACCUGCUGGUAUUGGACGGUCCUCGCCGACACGGCAGCAGCGGCUCCACCCUCUCCAUGGACUGCGGAGAGCAGGAGUGGGCCGAGGAUGAGGAGGAGGAGGAAGACCCAAUGAGGGGUGGUGGGAGGAGCAGUAGCCAGGCUGACUCGUCUUCCUCCAGCUCCGCCCAUCGGCUCUGCUCCUGCUACGGCCUCUCACAGACGUUUCACGAACACUUCCCGGAACAGUUUUCCCAGUCGUUGGAAUGCCAGCUGGGCUACGGCAGCGUAUCGUCCUGUAACAGCUCGGAUGGCAUGCUGGUCAACUUCAGUGCCAUUUAUAACAAGAUCAAUAACAGUGUCCCUUCGACCUACUCCGAGCCACCUCCUCCUGCCACAACCACCAACCUGAACAGUUCCACUGACCACUCCUACACCUCCUCUGUCUGCACCUCUUCUGUACUGGAUGUGGAGGCAGGGAGCCCAGGAAGUGCCAGAGAGAGGGUUGCUUUCUACCUAGACCUCCACACUUCCCCCACCGAGCCCCCCAACUCUCAUCAACCCUCUUGCUCCUCCAAUAGCACCCUGCCGUUUGAACUCCACCCCCACACCAACACCUCCUCAUGCACCUGCUCAGCCGAACACCAGGGGGCUCUAGAUCUGGACGCCAACUGCAAUUCUUACCAGCCUCCCCACCACUCAGACUCAGGAAGUGACCUCACAUCCUGUCUGCAGAGCCAGGCCCGUCUGGUGGUAGCCACCCAGAACUACUACAAGUUGGUGACCUGUGACCUUUCAUCUCAGUCGCCCCCGAGCCCUGUGGGAAGCUCCGCGUCGUUUACCAGCUGCUCUGACGAGCACAGCAAGGAAAGCCCCGCCCCUGACACGCCCACCGCCACCCAGCCAACCGAAUACUACCUGUUCAGACGGCCCCCUGGGGGAGAGGAAAAGGAGGCGGAAGAGGAAGAUGAGGAGGGAGAGUUGUCACAGCGUGAUGAAGAUGAGGAAGAGGAUGAUGACGAGGAAGAGGAGAGGAAGAAGAGGGAGCAGCAGCAGAUGGGCGGAGCCUGUUCAGACCUCAUCAUCGAGGGACAGGUGUACAUUAACAUCUCCCCUCCCGUGGUUGACCGAGGACCCAUCGGAGGCAUGACUCCCCGCCCCCAUUCCCGUAGCUACGACCGGAACCUGGACAAGUCCCCGCCCCCUCGGCUCGGCUCAUUGGAGCGCAUGCAGAGCUGCCCUGUCCGUCUCAGUGAGGGCGCCUCCCCCCUCGGCCCUCCCACUCCGCCACGGGUCACUUCCUUCGCUGAGAUCGCCAGGAGCAAGAGGAAAAACGGAGGAAGCGCUGGAUCUCCUUCCCUCAGGAUGGGGGGAUGUUCAGAUCCCUUCUCCUCCACCCACUCGGCCCACUCCCACUCCUCGACCGACUUCUCCCCCAUCCUGGAGAACCUGGGUCAGGGUCCGAGCCACAGCCACAGUGUGCCCUUCCAGCGCUGCUACAGCCAGGGCAGUGUGGACCGCCACUCACCUGGUGGCGGCGCCAGAGAGACACACGCCACGGCUGAAGGUGGUCUCUCCAGCUCUUCGUGCAGCUCUGCCGUUGUCCGCUACACUAAAGACCAGCGUCCUACCACCCUCCCCAUCCAACCCUUCACCUUCCACCACCAGUUCUCCAAGCUGUCCCGGCCCAAGCCCAUUCUUCCCCUGCUGCCGGGCUACGUCUCUGGGAUGCAGGCGCGGGGUGGAGGGCCUUCUGGAGGUCCAGAGGGGUCUGAUGGGGUCGACGACGACCGAUGGCAAGACUCUUUGCGUCGAUGCCAGGUUGGUGGUACGAUGGGUGGGAUGGUGUCAGCGGUGGCUCCGCUCGGCCCUGGUUCUGUCCGGCCCUCGCCGCUGGGUAGCUAUUCCCCCGUCCGCCUCCAGGGGGUGACCUCCACUUCCUGUUCUACCUGCACCCCCAGCCCCCAGACUCCUCUCAGCCUCUCCUGCCCCCUGUCGGCCGGGCUCCUGCCCCUCCACCAUACCCAUCCCCCACCAGCACGACUGGCGGCUGCCCCUCUGCCUCCCACUCAUCCACCUCCGUCCCUGGGGGUGAAGCGGGGAGCGGUGCCCCCCAUGCUGCCUCCGGUCCAGGGCCAGGUGCAGGGUCAGUGUCACCGUGGGACCCUCCCCAUCCUGCCGGUCGUGCUCCAGGACAGUGAGAUUUCAUUGCGAUACGAGGAGACGUCAGACCCUGUGGAGGGGAGCAGAGGACCAGGGUCCAGGACACAACAUGGACACCACCUCUCUCCCCAGACUCUGAAAUGGAGGGAGUAUCGUCGUAGGAACCCCCUGGGGGUGGAGAGGUGUUCCUCUGGGGGAUCAGGCGUACCCGCCCUAUCAGGCAGUCUGGACGGGAAUGGUCGUAGGGGCGUGGCCAGGGGACAGCGAAUCACACGACGGAAUGUGUUUGACUUCCCUCCAGCCUCUAGUGGCCACGCCCUGGGACGACUCAAUGGCCAGUCUGUGAAGCAGCUGCAGCAGUACUACAGUGACUUCCUGCCAGACUACUUCUCCCUGACGGAGCGUCCUCCAGAUGAGUUCUGUCUCUCUCCUGACGCCUCCUCUUCGUCAUCGUCCUCCACUUCCUCACAAUCCCACAUCUCUGUGAACCUGCAGCAGAAGAGAGGUUUAGUCAAAGCCAUCAAUACAGCGGUAGAUUUAAUCGUGGCUCAUUUUGGCACCAGUCGGGACCCUGACGUUAAGGCGAAGCUGGGUAACAGUUGGGUGAGUCCCAACGUGGGCCACCUGAUCCUGAAGUACCUGUGUCCGGCUCUAAGGGAGGUGCUGGGGGAUGGGCUGAAGGCCUACGUCCUGGACCUGAUCAUCGGACAGAGACGCAACCAGCCCUGGAGCCUGGUAGAGGCCUCCACACAACUAGGCCCGUCCACCUGUGUGGUCCACAGCCUGUUUUCCAAGGUGUCCCAGUACUCAGAGCUCACCAGCCACAGCAUGAGACUCAACUCAUUCAUCUUCGGACUGUUGAACUUGCGAUCUUUGGAAUUUUGGUUCAAUCAUCUCUACACUCAUGAAGACAUCGUAGCAGCUCACUACCACCCGUGGGGUUUCCUGCCGUUGUCCCAGGGGCCAUGCCAACCUCUCUUGGAGGAGCUCCUCCUCCUCCUCCAGCCUCUGUCUCUGUUGCCCUUUGAUCUGGAUCUGCUCUUUGAGCCGCGAUUGGUCCAGAGGAGCCAGGAACACCUGAGAAGCAAGGAACAGCUCUGCUCCGCCUCCGCCGGCCAGAGCCUGAACCAAUCAGCAUGCUCCACCUUCCAGCUCAUGAGGGGGUGGAGCUCGGAGUCACAGAGGGCAGAGUCUAUGAGAGAAGGGGCGGAGGUUAAAAAGGAAGGAGGCGGGGUGGGGAACAGAGAAAGGUUGGGGCUGAGACGAGAGGGGACGUGGCCUAGGAUGGAAGGGGUUGGAGAGAGAGGGAAGAGAGAGGGGAUGAUGCAGAGGAUGGGGUCGAGGAGAGAGGGGGCGGGGGCGGGGGAGGGGAUUGAUAGUUUAGGGGCGGGGCUUGUAGAAGCACAGCCAAUGAUAACCGAAGUAGGAACAGGAUUUGCAAACCUGUGGAGAGAGAGCGGGAGGGGGAAGGGCACAGGAAAGAGAGUGAAGGGGGUGGAAGGAGUAAGCCAUGAGGAGGAUGGAGAGAAGGAGGAAAGGAGGAAGGAGAGAGAGAGGGAUUGGGCGGAGGAGGGUCGUCAGCAGCAGGAGCGUGAUCGCCAGGCGGGAUGGUGGUACCAGCUCAUGCAGAGUUCCCAGGUCUAUAUCGACCAAUCAGCUCAGGGUGGGUCGAAGUUCGUUAAGAGCGAGAAGAGGAAGAAGUCUGCAGAGAGGCGGAGCCAGAGUCAGCACCCACUCCCCAGGAAGGGUGUUGUGGAAGGGGCAGAGUCUAGCCAGGAAGAGGAGGUUCUUAGGGAGAGAAGCAGGAAGAGCAGCUCCAGCUCCAGUGGUGAGUGGAUGGGGUCCAGAGGAAGAGGAAGACCAUCCUGGAUGGGGAGUCCCCCAGAGUCAGUGCUCACCCAGGACAAGGAGAAAGAGAAGGAUCCAGGAACCACAAGGGCCACAGAAGCCACAGCGACCCAGCCAGCGGCCCAGACUGAAGACCCCUCCCAGGGCCAGGGCAUGCGCUGGGUCAGACUGUUUGGGUCCAGCAUGGGUGGUGGUGGCACCCCCUCCAGGCCAGAUGGAGCAGAGCAGAGACCAUCCAAAAGCAAGAGGAGCAGGCUGCCGUCUGGAUGGCUGACAGGUCUGGACAUGUCCGUGCUGGACCUCUUAGCCCAGACAGUGGGGGCGGGGACAGUGAAGAGGGUGGAGCCUUCAGCUCCUCCGGCCCCUCCCACUCUGAACCAACCCUCUCCACCUCCUCAGCCGCCACAGGAGAGCCACACCAAACAGCUGUGUGAGGUGCGUGCCCUGUGCCACCACAUAGCCACAGAGCCUGACCAGCUGAGUUUCCAUAAAGGGGACGUACUGAGUGUCCUGAGUCGGGCUGACGCCGACUGGCUCCUCUGCUCCCUGGGGGCCCAGCGGGGCCUGGUGCCUUUCAUCUACGUUACCCUGAGGGGUCUGGAGGACAGCCAGGCGCCCCAAGAGCCUCAGGGGCCACACUGACCUGACCGACUCAACUAGGGUUCCAAAAUUCAGGUUUUCCAGAAAUCCUGGUAAGGAGGGAAUAAGUAGGACAUCUGUAUAUCCUCCGACCUAGGGAUUUCGGGAAAGUUGCCGGAACUUUGCAACCCUAGACUGAACCCAGGGCCCAGAGGCCACAGUAGAGGAUGAGGGUGGAAGGUGGAUAGUGGAAAGGAUUCAGAGGGCCAAAGAUGGAUAUACAGCAUACUACAGCACAAGACGAUGGAUACUCAUAGAGGAGAGACCUUGAUAUGACUGGUUUAAAGUGUAAUUAUUAUACUAUGGAGAGGCGUAUGAAACACACACACACACACACACACAGACGUAAACAUGCAUUAAUGUAUAUAUAUGCACAUGCAAGCAUGCAGGCACAAAUACGCUAUGCAUGCAUGUCCACUAAACUCACACACACACCAAACUGCCUGGGGAUCUUUUACAGAAAGGAGACAAGGCUAGCUACAGACUGCCUUGGCCCCAUCAUAUACUGUAUACUAUCCCUAGUCGUGCUUUACUUUACCAUGCUACAGAGCAUACUCUAUCUGUCAUUCAUCUAGCUGUGCCACUCUUUGAAUGCCAAUGCUAUGCUAACGCUAAAUGCUAGUGCUAACGCCAGUGCUAAUGCUAGUGCUAAUGCCAGUGCUAAUGCUAGUGCUAAUGCUAGUGCUAAUGCCAGUGCUAAUUGUUCAUGGAAAAUUUCAGAGACUGGUUAAAGGACUUGUCAUCCAAUGGAUCCACACCAACAUGCUAUUCUCUGAGCUUCAUUCACCCAGAGAUCCCCUGCUUUGUAAUAGAAUGUAAGUAGGAAAAGUAGUUUUGUUAUAAAACAGAAAAUACAAACUUUCUUAGUGUGAUAUAGCUGUGGGUAUGACAGCUUUGAGUUCUGACAGCUGUCGACAAUGGACAACCGGUUUAAACUUGCUUCUUCAAUACAAAUGGACAACCGGUUUAAACUUGCUUCUUCAAUACAAAUGGACAACUGGUUUAAACUUGCUUCUUCAAUACAAAUGGACAACCGGUUUAAACUUGCUUCUUCAAUACAAAUGGACAACUGGUUUAAAUUUGCUUCUUCAAUACAAAUGGACAACCGGUUUAAACUUGCUUCUUCAAUACAAAUGGACUACCGGUUUAAACUUGCUUCUUCAAUACAAAUGGACAACCGGUUUAAACUUGCUUCUUCAAUACAAAUGGACAACCGGUUUAAACUUGCUUCUUCAAUUCAUCGUCAUCUGCAGAUUCCUGAUUUUCAUCAUCUUGUUAACGCUAUGGGUGCGUUCCUCUGCCCAUGCGUUGCUGACGCAUGCCAGAUCUUACAACGCUUGGAUACGUAUUUUACGUAUCGGCUAACCACAUCAUCCGUAUGUUAUAGCAAUCUGUCAGUCGAUGAAAUAGUCACGGACGUGGCACGCAACCAUUGGUUGAUGCAUGCAAUGUCUGAGCAGGGGAACACUACCAAUGAUGGACUAUCAAACCUGACUCUGAUUGAACAAGCCCAAUAACAUCCUCUGGCUCUUCCCUUCACAUCCUGUUGUUUUGAUGGAUGGGAUGAACUGACCUAUCACUGCAAGUGUCAGGAAAGAAAAGGGCAGAGCCGGGCCUAGUGCAUGUAACCUAGCAACAGACGGACAAUGUUUUGUGUCUUUUUACAGUUUCUUCACCCCUGUUCUGAACCCAAAACCCUAGCUCCUCCCACCUACCCCGCCUUUCUACCCCUUAACCAAUAUGACUGCACAGCUGUAGGAGAAGCUGCAGUACCACGAUUACAGACUAAACCAAGUGAUUCAAGAGGCUAUGUUAAGCUUUGAACUCUGUUUCUGUUUAUCUAUCCAUACAUACUGUAAAUGCAUAUACUUACACACGUUUAUUUAUUGACUAAUGAUGAUGUCAUGUAUUAUUGUUGAGGGAAACCGUGUGAAUGGAAAGGCAGUAGAGGUGGAUAAAGAAGGAAGGAUGUCCAAUGAAAGCAACGUAUGACUUUGGAGGUCUGUUUAGGUGUUUUGCUGUUCUUAACUGAAUGUGUUGGUUGGAAGGCUGUAUAAUCACCAUGGCCACCCCCACCCCCACCCAAACCUCCCUAUUGUAAAAUGGGUCUACUAAAGAGAAAAAUCAUGUUUUAACGUUUAAAAAUGCUUCAAAUUAUUCUGAUUGGUAGUAUGUAACAGAGAAAGAAAGUAAUGUUUCUCGUGUAUGCCUUAAAGUCUUUGAGAAAGAACCACAGCGAGAGCUGCUGUGUUGGAGGUAUCUAGCGUUUGACCAUGCCUAUGGUCCCCACGUGAUUCUUUAUAUAUGUGACGGUGCGUCCAACCAGCCACUUUCCCUGGGUUUCAGUCGGAAAAAGAGUAUAUAUUUUCUCUGGUAAUAGAAAAAAGUAUAUGGAUAUUUUUUAGGGUGGGACUCAUCUUAAAAUAGACCCCAACACAUUUCUUGGUGGCUUUGUAGGCAUUUGUCUGUGUCAGGUGUGGCCUUAGGUUCAGAUUGAGCUGUACAGGAAACUAGAGCUGGCAAAAAGUUAGGGAUUAGGUUUAAACUCUAUAUGUCAAAACCUUGUGGAUUAAGCCCUAGAUUAGGGUUUGGUAGAGCCAAAAUUAUCUGCAAUGAAAUUAUGUAAUGUAACUUUAAGACAAAUAUGGGUUAGCGAAACAUAAAAAUUGCCAGGACGAAUUCACACUGGACAAGAGUUAGGCCUAGAUUCAAUCAGACCAAUAGUUCAUUUAGCUUGUAACUGUAUUAAUAUUCUUUAAAAAAAAAUGGUUUUGUUUAAAUGUAUUUAGUUCUUCCGUUAUUCUCUUUUGUUGUACAGUUACAUUUUUUUUAAAUAUAAUUUGUCAAUUCCUUUGGAUUCUGCAUAAAUAAUUUAAAUAUUUUGUUAGCUCUGAAUUGUAAAUAUAUUUAAUUUCUUCAAUAAUUAUUUUUUUAAAAGAUAGAAAUAGAUAUGAGGUAUGGAUAUGUACAAAACAUUUGGAACACUUUCCUAGUAUUGAGUUGCACCCCCUUUUGCCCUCAGAAUAGCCUCAAUUUGUCGGGGCAUGGACUCUACAAGGUGUUGCUGGCCCAUGUUGACUCCAAUGAUUCCCACAGUUGUGUCAGGUUGUCUGGAUGUCCUUUGGAUGGUGGACCAUUCUUGAUACACAUGGGAAACUGUUGAGUGUGAAAAACCCAGCAGCGUUACAGUUCUUGACACACUCAAAUCGGUGCGCCUGAUACCAACUACCAUACUCUGUUUAAAGGCACUUAAAUAUUUUGUCUUACCCAUUCACCCUCUGAAUGGCACAUAUACACAAUCAAUGUCUGAAUGGUCUCAAGGCUUAAAAAGCAUUCAUAAACCUGUUUCCUACCCUCCAUUUACACUGAUUUGAAGUGGAUUUAACAGGUGACAUCAAUAAGGGAUCAUAGCUUUCACCUAGAUUCACCUGGUCAGUCUAUGUCAUGGAAAGAGCAGGUGUUCCUAAUGUUUUGUACAAUCAGUGUAUAUUAAUACAUUAUUGCAUUAAUAACAAGCAUUUGUAAAUGUGACUUAGUAUUAUGUCAUGGGCAUGGUGAAAGGACAGCUAUGGGGACAAAUGGCUGCCAAAAUUGUGAUUAUAACAAUAUAUUUGUUAUUGUGUUUUUGGCACAUACAGCCUUCAAAAAGUAUUCAUACCCCUUGACUUAUUCCACAUUUUGUUGUGUUACAGCCUGAAGUCAAAAUUGAUUAAACAUUUUUUUUUCACACACAAUACCCCAUAAUGACAUCACAAUACCCCAUAAUGACAUCACAAUACCCCAUAAUGACAUCACAAUACCCCAUAAUGACAAAGUGAAAACAUGUUUGUAGAAAUCUAUGAAAAUAAUGAAAUACAGAAAUAUCUAAUUUACAUAAGUAUUCACAACACUUUACCAUGACUCUCCAAAUUGAGCUCAGGUGCAUCCAAUUUCCUUUUACCGUCUUUCAGAUGUCACUGCAACAUGACUGGAGUCCACCUGUGUCCAAUUCAAUUGUUUGGACAUGAUUUAGAAAGAAUAACACCAGUCUAUAUAAGGUCCCACUGUUUACAGCGCAUGUCAGAGCAGAAACUAUUCCAUGAAGUCCAGGGAACUGUCCUUUGAUCUCUGAGAUAUAUAUCUGGGGAAGAGUAUAAAACAAUUUCCAGAGGGUUGAACGUUUCAAUGAGCAAAGUGGUCUCCAUCAUUGGGAAAGGUUAAAUAUGAAACUACCCAGACUCUGCCCCGGCCAUAAUGAGCAACCAGGCAAGAAGGACCUUGGUCAGGGAGGUGACCAAGAACCCAAUGAACACUCUGACAGAACUCCAGAGUUCCUUGCCUGAGAUGGGAGAACCUUCCAGAAGGACAACAGUCUCUACAGCAUUUCACCAAUCUGGGCUUUUUUGGAGAGUGGCCAGACGGAAGCCACUCCUUAGAAAAAGGCAAAAGGCCUGGAGUUUGCAAAAAGGCAUGUGAAAGACUCUGAGAGUAUAAGGCAAAAUAUGCUGUAGUCUGAUGAGACACAAAUGGAACUGUUUGGCCUGAAUUCAAAGAAAACCAGGCACAGCUCAUCACCAGUCUAACACCACCCCUAACAUGAAGCAUGGUGGUGUUAUCAUCAUGCUAUGGGGAUGCAUUUCAGUUGCAGGGACUAGGAGACUAGUAGUAAUCACACCUGUGGGGAGAGGGGCACUCUUCUUACCAAACCACAUGACCUUUGUUUUGGAUGUGUUCAGAAGAAGAUUAAGGGCAGAGAAAGCUUGUUGGACACUAAGAAAGCUUUCUUGUAGAGCAUUUAACACAAAUUCUGGGGAGGGGCCAGCUGAGUAUAAGACUGUAACAUCUGCAUAUAAAUGGAUGCGAGAGCGUCCUACUGCCUGAGCUAUGUUGUUGAUGUAAAUUGAGAACAGCGUGGGGCCUAGGAUCGAGCCUUGGGGUACUCCCUUGGUGACAGGCAGUGACUGAGACAGCAGAUAUUCUGACUUUAUACACUGCACUCUUUGAGAGAGGUAGUUAGCAAACCAGGCCAAACAUCCCUCAGAGACACCAAUACAACUUAGCUUGCCCACAAUAAUGGAAUGGUCUACCAUAUCAAAAGCUUUGGCCAAGUCAAUAAAAAUAGCAGCACAACAUUGCUUAGAAUCAAGGGCAAUGGUGACAUCAUUGAGGACCUUUAAGGUUGCAGUGACACAUCCAUAACCUGAGCAGAAACCAGAUUGCAUACCAGAGAGAAUACUAUAGACAUCAAGAAAGCCAGUCAGUUGAUUAUUGACAAGUUUUUCAAACACUUUUGAUAAACCAGGGCAAAGUAGAAAUAGGCCCAUAACAGUUUGGAUCAGCUUGAUCUCCCCCUUUUUAAAUAAAGGACGAACCGUGGCUGCCUUCCAAGCAAUGGGAACCUCCCCGAGAGGGUUAAAGGUCGGAGCAAGGCUUGGCGACGAUAGGUGCAGCAACCUUAAAGAAGAAAGGGUCUAAACCAUCUGACCCAGAUGUUUUUUUAGGGGGUCAAGUUUCAGGAGCUCCUUUUGCACCUCGGACUCAGUGACUGCCUGCAGGGAGAAACUUUGUAGUGGGGCAGGGGUCAAAAUUGAGAGGAGCACAGUCCAUGACAAGGGGUGGGAGAUGAGGAAAUAUUGGAUGGGCAAGGAGGCAUGGCUGAGUCAAAUAGGAAUCCUGACUUAAUGAAGUGGUGAUUAAAGAGCUCAGCCAUGUGCUUCUUGUCGGUAACAACCACAUCAUCAACAUUAAGGGACAUGGGCAGCUGUGAGGAGGAGGGUUUAUUCUCCAGGUCUUUAACCGUUUUCCAGAACUUCUUGAGGUUAGACCCACAGAGAGAGUACUGCUCCUUAAAGUAACUAACUUUGGCCUUCCGGAUAGCCUGAGUGCACUUACUUUUCAUUUGCCUGAACGAUAGUAAGUCAGCCUGAGUAUGCGUGUGCCGAGCCUUUCGCCAAAUGCAAUUCUUGAGGUGGUGUAACUCUACAAGAUCACGGUCCAACCAGGGGCUGAACCUGUUUAUAAUUCUCAUUUUCUUUAUGGGGGCGUGUUUGUUAACAAUACCACUGAAAAUAUAAAAAAAAGAAGGUCCAAGCGUCUUCGACAGAGAUCAAACUGAUUCUAUUUCUAUAGAAGGGAUCAUCAACUAGAUUCAGCCACGGGCUGAUUUUUCCUUGAGUGGAUGGUCAGGGGGCCAGAAAAUAAUUACAAAUUAUUUGUAGACUGCAAAUUGACUGCAAGAAGCCCCAAAAAUAUAUAAUAUUUGACUAAAAUGUCAUAAUUUCAAACCUUGCUUAUAUUUGUAUAUGAUCACAUAUUCAGUGAGCUCCAACAGUAUUGGGACAGGGACACAUUUUUUUAUUGUUUUGUCUCUGUACUCCAGCACUUUGGAUUUGAAAUGAUACAUUGACUAUGAGGUUAAAGUGCAGACUGUCAGCUUUAAUUAGAGGGUUUUUUCAUCCAUAUCGGGUGAACGGUUUCGACAUUACAACACUUUUUGUACAUAUUUCCCUCAUUUUAGGGGACCAAAAGUAUUGGGACAAAUUCACUUAUGUGUAUUAAAGUAGUAAAAUUGAAGUAGUUGUUCCCAUAUUCAUAGCACUCAGCUUGUUACUCAACAAAGUUGUUGGAUUCAUUUGCUGUUUGUGUUAGUUCUGUUUCAAAUUAUGCUGUGACCAAUAGAAUGUGUAAUGGUAAAUCAUGUAUUGUGUCAUUUUGGUGUCACUUUUAUUGUAAAUAAGAAUAGAGUAUAUUUCUAAACACUUCUACAUUAAUGUUGAUGCUAACAUGAUUAGGGAAUGAGUUGUGAUGAGUAAUACCAAAUUCUAAGCUCCCCUGUUAUUGUAACGAUGAGAGGUUAGCAUGUCUUGGCGGUAUGAUAUAAAAUGCUAACCUCCCCUGUUAUUGUAACGAUGAGUGGUUAGCAUGUCUUGAGGGUUUGAUAUUUGUGCGUUUUGUAACCUUCUCACUCAUAAUUAUUCACGAUGUGUACAGAGCCAAAACAACAACAAAUAUGUCUCUGUCCCAAUACUUUUAGAGCUCCCUAUAUCUCUCUAUUACGCGUGGGAAUUCGUUGGAACUGUCACGUUCGUCGUAGGAAUUAUCGGACCAAGGUGCAGCGUGAUAUGGUUUCCACAUGUUUAAUAACGGAAACGCACAAAAACAAUAAAGAAUGAACGAAACGUGACGACAAUGGAGUGCUCACAGGCAACUACACAUAAACAAGAUCCCACCAACACAGGUGGGAAAAAUAACUACUUAAAUAUGAUCCCCAAUUAGAGACAAUGACUACCAGCUGCAUCUAAUUGGGAAUCAUACACCAACAUAGAAAAAGAAACUAGAACACAACAUAGAUAUACAUAGAUAUACUAGAUCACCCCCUAGUCACGCCCUGACCUACUACACCAUAGAGACACAAUGGCUCUCUAUGGUCAUGGCGUGAGAGGAACACAUUUCAUAACUUAAAAUCACUUGGAGCUGAUUUGCUGGUGUUUUUAAAGAUUUAUGUAGAUGAGAUAUUUCUGUAUUUCAUAUUCAAUAAAUUAGCAAAGAUUUCUAAAAACGUGUUUUCACUUUGUCAUUAUGGGGUAUUGUGUGUAGAUGGGUGAGUAAAAAACAAACUGUAUAUUUAAUCAAUUUUUGAAUUCAGGCUGUAACACAACAAAAUCUGCAAUAAGUCAAGGGGUUUGAAAUCUUUCUGAGGGCACUGUAUCUAUCUCCAUAACUCGAGAAAAGAUGGAUGGCAGGAAAGCUGUCAGAUGUGCAGAAAAUAUUCAGGAUGAGGUUUCUGUUGGUCUUUCAGGCACAGUUUGCUCUUCAUUGACAUCCUCCUCAGCUGCUGCUGCUGCUGGGUCAUCAGACAGGUCGGACAGUAUUUGUACACGAACUGGAGGUUUUAAUGGGGACAUAACAGAGUGAGGAGAUACAGAUAAAUGUGUCAAAUGGUGCAGAUUCCCUUUUUCCCUUCUUCGUAAUAGCUGGCUGUUUCUGGGAGUAGAAAAAACUAAAAGAUCAUCUCUCUCCCUUCCUCUCUCCCUCUUCCUCUUCCUCUUAUGUUACUUUCCUACAUGUUCUAAUAGAGGUAAACUGUUAUUCCUGUUUUGUAUUCCUGUUUGUAUUCUGUAGCACCAUGGCAUUACUACUGUUCUCCGUGUCCACACAGUGACUUCAAAAAGUAUUCAUAUGACUUGACUUAUUCCACAUUUUGUUGUUACUGCCUGAAUUCAAAAUGGAUUAAAUAUGUUUUUUUUUACACACAAUAUCCCAUAAUGACAAAGUGUAAACAUGUUUUUAGAUAUGUUUGCAAAUUUAUUGAAAAUGAAGUAGAAAUAUCUAAUAUAUAUACGUUAACACACCCCUGAGUCAAUACUUUGGCAGCGAUUACAGCUGUGAAUCUUUAUGGGUAAGUCUCUAAGGAACUUUCUACACCUGGAUUGUGCAACAUUUGCCCAUUAUUCUUUUCAGCUCUGUCAAAUUGGUUGUUGAUCGUUGCUAGACAACCAUUUUCAGGUCUUGCCAUAGACUUUCAACUAGAUUUAAGUCAUAACUGUAACUCGGCCACUCAGGAACAUUCACUGUCUUCUUGGUAUUUUAAAAAUUAUUAUUAUUAUUUUUUGUAAUUUUUAAUUUCACCUUUAUUUAAUCAAGUAGGCCAGUUGAGAACAAGUUCUCAUUUACAACUGCGACCUGGCCAAGAUAAAGCAAAGCAGUGCAACAAAAACAACAACACAGAGUUACACAAUAAACAAACAUACAGUUAAUAACACAAUAGAAAAAUCUAUAUACAGUGAGUGCAGAUGUAGUAAGAUUAGGGAGGUAAGGCAAUAAAUAGGCCAUAGUGGAGAAAUAAUUACAAUUUAGCAUUAACACUGGAGUGAUAAAUGUGCAGAUGAUGAUGUGCAAGUAGAGAUACAGGGGUGCAAAAGAGCAACAACAAAAAUAGCAAUAUGGGGAUGCAGUAGUUUUGUGUGCUAUUUACAGAUGGAUUGUGUACAGGUGUAGUGAUCGGUAAGCUGCUCUGACAGCUGAUGCUUAAAGUUAGUGAGGGAGAUAUAAGUCUCCAGCUUCAGUGAUUUUUGCAAUUUGUUCCAGUCAUUGGCAGCAGAGAACUGGAAGGAAAGGCGGCCAAAGUAGGUGUUGGCUUUGGGGAUGACCAGUGAAAUAUACCUGCUGGAGCGCAUGCUACGAGUGGGUGUUGCUAUGGUGACCAGUGAGCUGAGAUAAGGUGGGGCUUUACCUAGCAGAGACUUAUAGAUGACCUGAAGCCAGUGGGUUUGGCGACAAAUAUGUAGCGAGAGCCAGCCAUCGAGAGCAUAGAUGUGGCAGUGGUGGGUAUGCAUACAGAAUGGUGUCGUCUGCAUAGAGGUGGAUCAGAGAAUCACCAGCAGCAAGAGCGACAUCAUUAAUAUAUACAGAGAAAAAAGUUGGCCCGAUAAUUGAACCCUGUGGCACCCCCAUAGAGACUGCCAGAGGUCCGGACAACAGGCCCUCAGAUUUGACACACUGAACUCUGUCUGCGAAGUAGUUGGUGAACUAGGCGAGGCAUUCAUUUGAGAAUCCAAGGCUAUUGAGUCUGCCAAUAAGACUGCGGUGAUUCACAGAGUCGAAAGCCUUGGCCAGCUCGAUGAAGACGGCUGCGCAGUACUGUCUUUUAUCGAUGGCGGUUAUGAUAUCGUUUAGGACCUUGAGCGUGGCUGAGGUGCACCCAUGACCAGCUCGGAAACCAGAUUGCAUAGCGGAGAAGGUACGGUGGGAUUCGAAAUGGUCGGUGAUCUGUUAACUUGGCUUUCGAAGACUUUAGAAAAGCAGGGCAGGAUGGAUAUAGGUCUAUAACAGUUUGGGUGAGUGUCUCCCUCUUUGAGGAGGGGGAUGACCGUGGCAGCUUUCCAAUCUUUAGGGAUCUCAGAUGAUACAAAAGAGAGGUUCAACAAGCUAGUAACAGGGGUUGAACAGGCUAGUAAUAGCGGUUGAACAGGCUAGUAAUAGGGGUUGAACAGGCUAGUAAUAGGGGUUGAACAGGCUAGUAAUAGAGGUUGAACAGGCUAGUAAUAGGGGUUGAACAGGCUAGUAAUAGGGGUUGAACAGGCUAGUAAUAGGGGUUGAACAGGCUAGUAAUAGAGGUUGAACAGGCUAGUAAUAGAGGUUGAACAGGCUAGUAAUAGAGGUUGAACAGGCUAGUAAUAGGGGUUGAACAGGCUAGUAAUAGGGGUUGAACAGGCUAGUAAUAGGGGUUGAACAGGCUAGUAAUAGAGGUUGAACAGGCUAGUAAUAGGGGUUGAACAGGCUAGUAAUAGGGGUUGAACAGGCUAGUAAUAGAGGUUGAACAGGCUAGUAAUAGGGGUUGAACAGGCUAGUAAUAGGGGUUGAACAGGCUAGUAAUAGGGGUUGAACAGGCUAGUAAUAGGGGUUGAACAGGCUAGUAAUAGGGGUUGAACAGGCUAGUAAUAGGGGUUGAACAGGCUAGUAAUAGGGGUUGAACAGGCUAGUAAUAGAGGUUGAACAGGCUAGUAAUAGAGGUUGAACAGGCUAGUAAUAGGGGUUGAACAGGCUAGUAAUAGGGGUUGAACAGGCUAGUAAUAGGGGUUGAACAGGCUAGUGACAGGGGUUGAACAGGCUAGUAAUAGGGGUUGAACAGGCUAGUAAUAGGGGUUGAACAGGCUAGUAAUAGGGGUUGAACAGGCUAGUAAUAGAGGUUGAACAGGCUAGUAAUAGGGGUUGAACAGGCUAGUAAUAGGGGUUGAACAGGCCAGUAAUAGGGGUUGAACAGGUUAGUAAUAGGGGUUGAACAGGCUAGUAAUAGGGGUUGCAACAAUUCCGUAAGAUAAUUUUAGAGAGGGUCCAGAUCGUCUAGCCAGGCUGAUUUGUAGGGGUCCAGAUUUUGCAGUGCUUUCAGAACAUCAGCUAUCUGGAUUUGGGUGAAGGAGAGGGGGGGCUUGGGCAAGUUGCUGCGGGGUGUGCAGAGCUGUUGGCCGGAGUAGGGGUAGUCAAGUGGAAAGCAUGGCCAGCUGUAGAAAAAUGCUUAUUGAAAUUGUCGAUUAUCGUGGAUUUAUCAGUGCGAUUAUCGUGGAUUUAUCAGUGGUGACAGUGUUUCCUAGUCUCAGUGCAGUGGGCAGCUGGGAGGAGGUGCUCUUAUUCUCCAUGGACUUAACAGUGUCCCAAAACGUUUUGGAAUUAGUGCUACAGGAUGUACAUUUAUGUUUGAAAAAGCUAGCCUUAGCUUUCCUAACUGAAUGUGUAUAUUGGUUCCUAACUUCCCUGAAAAGUUGCAUAUCGUGGGGGCUAUUCGAUGCCAAUGCAGUACGCCACAGGAUGUUUUUGUGCUGGUCGAGGGCAGUCAAGUCUGGAGUGAACCACGGGCUGUAUCUGUUCUUAGUUCUACAUCUUUGGAAUGGGGCAUGCUUAUUUAUGAUAGUGAGGAAAGCAUUUUUAAAAAGCAACAAGGCAUCCUCUACUGAUGGGAUGACCUCAAUAUCCUUCCAGGAUACCUGGGCCAGGUCGAUUAAAAAGGCCUGCUUGCUGAAGUGUUUUAGGGAGCGUUUGACAGUGAUGAGGGGUGGUCGUUUGACCGCGGACUCAUUACGGACACAGGCAAUGAGGCAGUGAUCGCUGAGAUCCUGGUUGAAGACAGCAGAGGUGUAUUUAGAGGGCAGGUUGGUUAGGAUGAUAUCUAAGGGGGUGCCCAUGUUUACAGAUUUAGGGUUGUACCUGGUAGGUUCCUUGAUAAUUUGUGGUAAGCAACUCCAGUGUAGAUUUGACCUUGUGUUUUAGGUUAUUGUCCUGCUGAAAGAUUAAUUCAUCUUCCAGUGUCUGGUGGAAAGCAGUCUGAUCUGGGUUUUCCUAUAGAAAUAGUGUUAUUCUGUACAGGCUUCCUUCUUUUCACUCUGUCAUUUAGGUUAAUAUUGUGGAGUAACUACAAUGUUGUUGAUCAAUCCUCAGUUUUCUCCCAACACAGCCAUUAAACUGUAGCUGUUUUAAAGUCACCAUUGGCCUCAUGGUGAAAUCCCUGAGCGGUUUCCUUCCUCUCCGUCAACUGAGUUAGGAAGGAUACCUGUAUCUUUGUAGUGACUGGGUGUAUUGAUACACCAUCCAAAGUGUAAUGAAUAACUUCACCAUGCCCAAAGGUAUAUUCAAUGUCAGCAUUUUAAAUGUUUACCUAUCUACCAAUAGGUGCCCUUCUUUAUGAGGCAUUGGUAAACCUCCCUGGUCUUUGUGUUUAAAUCUUUGUUUGAAAUUCACUACUCAGCUAAGGGACCCCAUAGAUAAUGGUAUGUGUGGGGUACAGAGAAGAGGUAAUCAUUCAAACAUGAUGUUAAACAUUAUUAAUGCACACAGAGUGUGUCCAUGCAACUUAUUAUGUGACUUGUUAAACACAUUUUUACUCCUGCACUUAUUUAGGCUUUCCCGUAACAAAGGGGUUGAAUACUUAAUGGCUCUGACAUUUAAGCUUUUCAUUUUUAAUUAAUUUGUAAUAAUUUCAAAAAACGAAAUUCCACUUGUACAUUAUGGGGCAUUGUGUCUAGGCCAGUGACCCCAUUUUAAAUUCCGGCUGUAACACAGCAAAAUGUGGAAAAAGUCAAUGGGUGUGAAUACUUUCUGAAGUCACCGUCUGAUGCUAUAUGACGUGUAUGUAUGACAUUAUCAACGUAACAAAAACGUUCAUGUGAUCACACCUCAAA